Messenger RNA from Cynara cardunculus var. scolymus (artichoke), 569 nucleotides. Its product is annotated as 40S ribosomal protein S25. Gene Ontology annotation, cellular component: cytosolic small ribosomal subunit. The transcript has 4 exons. The record is from RefSeq and is a predicted model, not a curated record. Bases 64 to 390 code for a protein of 108 amino acids. Lineage: Eukaryota; Viridiplantae; Streptophyta; Magnoliopsida; Asterales; Asteraceae. Gene Ontology annotation, molecular function: structural constituent of ribosome.
UUUCGUCCUCUGUGCUUCGAAACCCUAGCCGAACGACAGGCCAAUCUUAACAGUUAAAUCUUCAUGGCGCCGAAGAAGGAAAAAGCCCCCCCUCCGUCGUCCAAGCCAGCCAAGUCCGGCGGUGGAAAGCAGAAAAAGAAGAAGUGGAGCAAAGGAAAGCAAAAGGAGAAGGUGAACAACAUGGUUCUAUUUGACAAGGCGACGUACGAUAAGCUUCUUUCUGAAGCUCCAAAGUUCAAGCUCAUCACUCCUUCCAUCUUGUCAGACAGAUUAAGGAUUAAUGGGUCGUUGGCAAGAAAGGCGAUCAAGGAUUUGAUGGCAAGAGGUGCUAUUAGAAUGGUAUCCGCUCAUGCUAGCCAACAAAUUUAUACCAGGGCCACAAAUACUUGAGAUUUAGCAAGGCAUGAUUUCUGGUUCUGUUUCUAGAACAAAAGUUUCUUUCAGAAUUAAGAACUUACAUUUGUUUUCUUCGUUUACUAUGCUAUAUUGUGAAAACCGGCACUAAUACCGAGUCAGAUGUAGUCUUUUCUUAUAUUCUAGUAGUUGUUAGUACAGCGUUCUGUGUCACC